This is a messenger RNA of Acyrthosiphon pisum (pea aphid), 891 nucleotides long. RefSeq lists its product as uncharacterized. The coding region runs from base 133 to 852 and encodes 239 amino acids. Lineage: Eukaryota; Metazoa; Arthropoda; Insecta; Hemiptera; Aphididae. The record is from RefSeq and is a predicted model, not a curated record. The transcript has 2 exons.
ACUAACGACUUAUUUACAUUUGAUUCGACAAAACAUUUUAAUCAACUACUUCCUAAUACAAAAGAUCCUGUACUUAACCAACUAAUCAGAUACAAUUUGGAAUCAAUUAGUGAUUUUAAAGAACAUGAUUCCAUGCUUGUUGAGUCCGUGGAAGAACAAUUAACCAUUGAAGAACGUAAAGCUCUUUGGAUAUCAUUUAAGAACAAGCAAUUGCCAACUAAAAGUUUGAUUAAACCAAAACCACUUACAAAGUUACUAAAUACGGAUGAGCUUAUAGCAAAAUAUAAAAAAAAUAAAAAAAUAAGUGAGUCUUCUGGUUCUACAAAAAAUAUCCAACCCAGAGAGCCACAAGCUGUAAUAUAUUCUAAUGAAAGUCAUAGUUCUAGAAUGCAUACACAUCUCAACAGUGACAAGCAAUCAAAAACACCAAUAUCUAAAAGAAAACAUUCAACAUUAACAAGUACUACAGAAACCGUAAACAAUCCAACACUUUUAAACUCUCAAUUAAAAAUUCCAAAAUUGUUUGAAAAAUCAGACCGCCAUAGACAUGUUGAACCCAUACAAAAUCAGUUUAGAAGUUUUCAACAGAAAACUUUUAAUCACCAUAAGAGGCACCUGGCAUCGCAUUAUCGUGCUCCUCAUGCAACUACAUUAGCAGAUAUCAGACAUCGACCCGAUCCAAACUUCAGAAACCAAUCAAACCACAAUCCAUAUAGUAUAAACAGAACAUGGUAUCCUAAUAAUCAAACAUCAACUGAAAAUAAUAUUUUAAAUCGAUCUGGGACACCGGUUUCAGAAAAGAUCUAUCAUCAGACAAAAUCACAAGGAGAGAAAUUAUGCGUAAUGCAUUAGUUGUGGAAGAAGAUUAUUUUGUUGCCCCCACAAAUCAAG